GCGGUAGUGCACCAAUAAGCUGGAGGCUGAAACAAGAAGAAGAAGAAGGAGCUAGCAAACUUGCUUGAAGGAGCUGCCAACAGAUUCAUGGUAACCUCGAUGCUGCCUUCAGCUGGGGAAAUUCACAGGCAUUUUAGAAGGCAGGAAACGAGAGUCCGUUUCGAACAGCCCUUGAUGUCUCGGUGUCAUUAGACACCCUCCUGAGACAGUACUUUCUCCUUUUCAUACUCACCCGAAGUGUCUGAUGGACACAUUACGAUAACCGCGGAAUUAAUGGCUGACUACUGGAAAUCCCAACCCAAAAAAUUCUGCCAAUAUUGCAAGUGCUGGAUUGCGGACAACAAGCCUAGUAUAGAAUUUCAUGAAAGAGGAAAAAAUCACAAACAAAAUGUUGCUGCCAAAAUUGAAGAGAUUAAAAAGACUAGCACUGAUAAAGCCAAGAAGGAAAAAAAAAUGUCCAAGGAGUUUGCAGCAAUGGAAGAGGCUGCUCUGAAAGCAUACGAAGAAGAUAUGAAAAGAUUAAAAACAGAAGCAGGAACUUCUGUUCAGGCUCAAAAAUUUGAGGUUGAAGAUACUGCAGAACCUGAUAGCAAGAGUGAGUCUGGUGACUGGGUGCAGGGAACAACAGACAAUGGACAAAUUUACUAUUACAACACAACAACUGGAGAGUCUCAGUGGGAAAAACCAGAAGGGUUUCAAGGUCCGAGUGAGUCAUCAGCUGCAGACCAAACUGAGACAGGGAAUGUAUGGAUGGAAGCUAUGAGCCCAGAGGGAUAUGUGUACUACUAUAACACAGAGACUGGAGAGUCUACAUGGGAAAAACCAUCUGCAUGUUCUUCUGAAGUGGAAAGCCCAUCUGAAAAAAAUGUGGAACAUGAGGUUCAACUUGUAUCUCAGGCAGAAUCCCUCUCUGGCAAAGAGGCUCCAAAUUCCAAACAGUCCCGAGCCCCAAAAAUUAGCUUUCGGAAAAAAAAGGAAGAAGUAGCAGAUCUAACAGGGAAUGAUGAAAAAGAAGCUCAAAUGGAAGACUUGCAAGAAAAAGAAAAAGAUGAAGUGAAUGUAGAAUCAUCUGUACCUGCAGAAAAGAAAGAACCCCCUCCAAAGAAACCCAGAAAAGCAAACCCAUAUGGAGACUGGAAACAGAUUCAGGAGGAGAAGGACCCAUAUGAAAAUGUGGAUUUGCAGCUGCCACAGAAAGAAAGUGAAGGUUCUACAUCCACGUCCUCUGAUGUUCCCCCAGAACCCAAAACUAAGUUUAAGGAACGCACCAUCACUUCUCUGGGAGAUGAAAGCAGCUUGGGAGCCAUAUUCAAAAAGAGAAAGACAGAGAAUGGAAAACCCAGGAGCCUUCGGCAAAGAGAGAAGGACAAUUGAGAAUUUGAUAACUUGGUAUCGGGUCCCACAAAUUUGAAUAGACUAUAAUCGGAGCAUAAUUUAGACUUUUUUAGAUUUUUGUAUUUGUUACCUGUUUGUGGUGUACUGGUACACUCGACAACCCCCCCCCCCCCCCCC
Messenger RNA from Neoarius graeffei (lesser salmon catfish), 1512 nucleotides. It is a transcript of the gene wbp4, whose product is annotated as WW domain binding protein 4. The record is from RefSeq and is a predicted model, not a curated record. Bases 274 to 1374 code for a protein of 366 amino acids. Lineage: Eukaryota; Metazoa; Chordata; Actinopteri; Siluriformes; Ariidae. Gene Ontology annotation, molecular function: zinc ion binding; RNA binding; protein binding. The transcript is spliced from 11 exons. Gene Ontology annotation, biological process: mRNA splicing, via spliceosome. Gene Ontology annotation, cellular component: nucleus; precatalytic spliceosome.